UUAAACAAACGACAGGACAAUGAGACAAUCCAUGUGAGUAUCCCGUCGUUGAAGCCAGUAUUGUAGCUGUAGUCCUUUGAAUUUCAGCUGUAUUUACUUCUCUAAGCAAUUCUUGUCCUUUUGACUCUGUUCUCUCGUAUCCGCUUAUUACAUCAUAUCACCCAUGGAUAUCUCAAAGCCGCAUGCAGCGCUGCUGUCUAGCCCAGGGAUGGGCCACCUCAUCCCCGUGGUUGAGCUUGGCAAACGCCUUGUGACCCACCACAACUUCACUGUCACAAUCUUCGCCGUCACUUCUCCCAUGUCGCCGGCGGAGUCUCAUGUUAUCCAAUCCUCCAUGAGCCCGAAGCUCUUCGACAUCGUGCAACUCCCACAAGUUGACAUCUCCGGCCUAGUUGAUGCGAACGCUGCGGUUGUUACACAACUCGCGGUAAUGAUGCGUGAAGCCAGGCCAACCAUCCGUUCGGCAAUCUCUGCCUGGAAUCCCCGGCCAACCGUGCUUAUCGUUGACCUUUUUGGAACCGAAUCUCUUCCCAUAGCUGAUGAACUUGAUAUGCCCAAGUACGUUUACGUCGCUUCGAACGCAUGGUUCCUUGCUUUGACCAUACAUGUGCCAUUCCUCGACAAAGUGGUAGAAGGAGAGUAUGUUGACCUAAUAGAUCCACUGAGACUCCCCGGUUGCAAGUCGGUGCGGCCCGAGGACGUGGUUGACCCGAUGCUAGACCGAACUAACCAGCAAUAUUUUGAGUACGUAAGAAUGGGGUCUGAGAUCGCAGUGAGUGACGGGGUUUUGUUGAAUACGUGGGCAGAUCUGCAGCCCACGACAGUUGCCGCGUUGAGAGAUGAGGAUCUCUUGGGUCGGUUCAUUAAGAGCCCGGUUUACCCAAUUGGUCCUUUAACAAGAACGGUGUCCAAUUUGAAGGGCGAUUUGUUUGACUGGCUAGACAAGCAACCCAAGGAAUCAGUGAUUUACAUGUCAUUUGGAAGCGGCGGGACCCUUUCAUACGAGCAAACGAUCGAGAUAGCUUGGGGGUUGGAGAUGAGCCAGCAGAGAUUCAUUUGGGUGGUACGCCCACCCACCAUAGGAGCUGCGGACUCCGCUUUUUUCGCGGCAGGGAACGCAUCGGGUGAUGAUGACCUGUUAAACUACUUGCCGGAUGGAUUCUUGACACGAACUGAAAACGUGGGCCUUGUGGUGCCCAUGUGGGCCCCGCAAGUGGAGGUCCUUCGCCACCCGUCAGUUGGGGGGUUUGUAUCGCACUGUGGGUGGAACUCCUCCCUAGAGAGCAUCACCAACGGAGUGGCAAUGAUCGCAUGGCCGCUCUACGCGGAGCAGAGGAUGAACGCCACGUUGCUGACGGAGGAGCUUGGUGUGGCUGUCAGGCCGAAGGUGUUGCCAUCGAAGAAGGUGGUGGGAAGACAAGAGAUAGAGAAGAUGGUGAGGACGAUCAUGGAAGACAAAGAAGGGUAUGCUAUUAGAGCUAGGGUGAAGGAGAUAAAGCACAGUGCAGAGAAAGCUUUGUCAAUGGGUGGUUCCUCAUUCAAUGCACUUUCUGAAUUGGCAAAUCAAGUUGAGGUUAGAAUGAAACGCCAGAAAGAGAAAGUAGAGGCCCAGCGAGGGCCCAGUAACUCGUAAUGUUUCCUACUUCCUUUCUUUUGGUUUCUGCAUGUGAUAUUGUCAUUGUCAUUUGUAAUAAUCUGUAUAUCAGAAUGUUCUUUUCGUUGUCA
This is a messenger RNA of Corylus avellana, 1725 nucleotides long. Its product is annotated as anthocyanidin 3-O-glucosyltransferase 5-like. Gene Ontology annotation, molecular function: UDP-glycosyltransferase activity. Lineage: Eukaryota; Viridiplantae; Streptophyta; Magnoliopsida; Fagales; Betulaceae. The record is from RefSeq and is a predicted model, not a curated record.